Molecule: messenger RNA, 828 nt
Organism: Suillus fuscotomentosus
Lineage: Eukaryota; Fungi; Basidiomycota; Agaricomycetes; Boletales; Suillaceae
Exons: 2
Coding region: 1-828 (275 amino acids)
Source: RefSeq, a predicted model, not a curated record
AUGACAUUGUCGUUGAGUCCAUUGACACCACCACCAGGCCCCACACCUACUGGUGGACCACCAGUUGUGAUCGCCACUCCGUCCAGUUCCAUAUUUACUAGCAGCACUACAAGCAGCUCUAGCUCAAGUUACGUAAACACGACUAACACAAGUUCCUCAAACUCGUCCCAGAAAGGGCUUAGCACUGGAGCGGGAGCUGGGCUAGCAGUUGGGAUAGUGUUUUUCUUGAUAUUAUCCGUACUGUUGUUCUACAAUUUGAAGGGACGAUACCAGAGAGCUCGGGAGCAAGCCGAUGACGAGCCUGCCUUUGUGACGAAGGAAGCCAGGCGAUACCUUCCCCCUCAAUCUGUUGCAUCCCGAGGGAGAAACCCUCUACUUCCAUCUUCAACUCGGUUGGAUACUGAGUAUCCGGCUUCAACUCAUAUCUCGAGUGCCGCUACUUUAGGGUCCCAUCAGAAUUCAUACCCUGUAUCUGCUCAGAACCGCCACAGCACGUUGUCGCGGGCGACAGGCCCUCAGCGAAUAGCUACGCAAGAUGUGCCUGAUCUCCCAAAUCCUCACGACCCAUUCUCAGCACCCGCUCGCCCUGCAUCAUACUAUUCUCGAGCACAUUCAAUACCCCAUAAUGCCUCCGCGAGUGCUGCAGUGAUGGCCAGCUUUGAUUUGCCAGCGGUCGGUACUUCACGCAACUCCCAGUCUGAACGCCAGCUUUCGGCGCUUCAUGCAGAUAUGGCUCGACAUCAGAAGGAACUCGAACUCGAAUACAAGAACCGGAGUAUUGACCAGGCUCAAGAGCUGCAGGAGCCUCCACCACAAUAUCCUUCUUGA